Molecule: messenger RNA, 837 nt
Organism: Pyrenophora tritici-repentis Pt-1C-BFP
Lineage: Eukaryota; Fungi; Ascomycota; Dothideomycetes; Pleosporales; Pleosporaceae
Product: APC-basic domain containing protein
Source: RefSeq, a predicted model, not a curated record
AUGGCACCCGAUCUGAACUCAGUGCCUGCAUCGCCCCGGCCUACCCCUACGAGCAACCCAUCGAACACGCAGCCGGCCUCGGGGUCGCUCUCCCGCCAGACGUCGACAUCUGUCUCUAGACGAACCUCGCAGAUAUAUCCCAUGAGUCCUCCCCCUCUACCUCUAGCCUCACCGGGGGGUAGUGGACACGCGUUCCCGCCUCUCAGUCCAGGUGCGAGCGGCGGAUAUGUGCAGACGAGCGCCGACUCGACAGGCGUGCCCAUGAGACACCCACGUCCCAUGACGGCUGCAGAAAUGCACCUGGAGCUCGAGAAGGAGCAAGAAGCAGUAGUCAACCGCCUAACGCGUGAGCUCUCUGCUCUACGCGCGCACUCUGCCUCUGUAGCCUCCACAACGUCCAUGUCGAGUGCCGCCGACUCGUCCAUAGCCCACGCCGAAGCCGCCACCGGACCUAUGCAUCCCACGUCCUCGCGCCGCCACCGUAGCUCCUCGAGCGUCUCCCGAAGCGGCAUGCCUGUCCCACAUCGCUACUCCAUCUCCUCGCAGCCAGCAAUGGGCGAUGCUGCCAAUCACCGCAGCUCGAGCGUGCUGAGCACUCCGCGAUACGAGGAAGUUGCACAGCACAAGGCCGAGCUGGAGGAGGUCAAGAAGGAGAACGAGGCACUGAAGCAGCGCAUCAGACAAUUGGAGCGCAUGAUCCGGGGUAACAACGAAAGCGAGGGCCAGCGGGGACGCCGGGGAGCGCCACAAUCUCAGAGCAGCGUGGUUGGCAAUGCUUCUACUAACGUAGACGUACCUGCUGACGCGUCUGCAGUCUCCCAAGAAGGCAGUGGAUAG